UGUAGAGUGGACAUUUGCAAUAACAUCCUUAGUUAGUACACCUUUCUCCCUCCUUCGUUUCCUUAUUUCUCACUCAAACUUUCCAUAUUUGUUUAUGGUGCCACUACAGAGAUCUCGUCUCUCUUUCUAGUGGCUGACUCAACAUCUUCAUCAAUCUCAAUAAAAACACUUUAAAUCACUUCAAUUCUAAACUACCCAUUUCAAUUCUUCUGCUUCUCUCCUUUUGUUCUUGGGACGGUUGGGGGGUUAAUUUUAAUAAAUUAACACCCGUACUUUAAAUCUAUGUUUGGAGGUCAAGUGAUUGCUCCUAACAAUAGUCCACAUUUGAGGAAGUCUGGUAGCCGACCUGUUGUCUUUGAUCUUGUUGGUGAUCAGGGAAAUGGUUCGGACGACGGUUUCGUGCAUUCGAUAGAGUCUAACAAUAUGAAGAGUGUGAUUUCACCGAUUAGUGCUGUUGCUAUAAUGCCUUCUCCAGUGUUGCUGUGGAGAUUCAAGGUACUGUUGUUCUUCCUUUGGGGUUUCAUUUGCGGCAAGACUGGAUGGGAUUCUGUCAUGAGAAUGAGCAUAGACUUGCGGGACCUCUUCCUAUAUGAAGCAUUUUUGUAUUAUAAUCCUCUUCUUCUUGUGACGAUGAUGGUUUGGCUUUGGGGAGUUAAUUUAUGGGUUUUUUCCCAAUCUACAGUUAGUUAUGCAAAAAUAUUUGACCUUGAUCAAAAUCAUCUUACCCACGCAGAGAUAUGGAAGGUUGCCACAUGGAUGACUAUCAUUGUCCCAACUAGCAUGACAGCAUAUCUUUACCUUUAUUCUCAUGGAGAAGUAUCAUUGGCUGCAUCACAACCAGUCCUUUUAUACUUUGCUAUUUUGAUGGUUCUGAUAUUCCCUUUUGAUAUUUUUUAUUUAUCAUCGCGCUACUACCUGUUAAGAACUCUUUGGCGGAUAGUUUUCCCUCUACAGGCAAUUACUUUCUCUGACUUUUUCUUAGCUGAUAUUUUGACCUCAAUGUCAAAGGUGUUUUCAGAUUUGGAGCGUUCAGUAUGUCGAAUGGUUCAUCGACAGGUUGCCACCAUUGCAUGGUUUGAAGCUGAUUCUAUUUGCGGGAGUCAUUCCAUUGCAAUUCCUUUAGUUCUCGUUUUACCGUACAUUUUUCGAUUGUUCCAAUGCCUUCGCCAAUACAAGGAUACUAGGGAGAGAACUUCUCUCUUUAAUGCUUUAAAAUAUUCAACCGCAGUGCCAGUGAUUUUUCUCUCGGCCCUGAAAUAUCAUGUCUUCCCUGAUAGGUGGACAGGCUUUUACCGGCCUCUCUGGCUUCUAUCAAGUGUUUUGAACUCAUUGUAUUCAUUCUACUGGGAUGUAACACGGGACUGGGACUUGAGCGGCUUCACUCGAAUCUUCAAGUUCAACAAACCAAAUUUCUGGUCAUAUAUACUACAUGGACAGAAAUGGGUUUACUUUUGGGUGAUAGGAAGUAAUUUGAUUCUGCGGUGCACAUGGACAUACAAACUCUCUGCCCAUCUUCGUCAUAAUUACCUAACUUUAUUCAUGAUUGCUGCCUUGGAAAUGGUCCGUCGGUUCCAGUGGGUGUUUUUCCGUGUCGAAAAUGAGUGGAACAAAAUGACAUCCAAGUCGGGUAUUCAGCUUCAGAUGAAUGAAAUCUCAAAUGAAGAAACCAAGCUGCUAGCUCCUAGUGACCAUAAUGUAUAGACAACAAAUGAUAUUAUAUUAUAUUUUUAUUGCUAGGAGCAACAUGGAGGUUCUGAAUGGGUCUCCUCCAUAUUUUUGCAAAACAGGAUUAUAAGCAGUCCCAUUUUAGUUUCAAUUCAUACCAUUUAUUUUGUGUUCAUACAGGAUUAGACUGUCAAAAUUUGACAAUGGUACAUAUUAUUCUGAUCAUAAUAUGUUUUCGAUGUAAUACAGCUUCAAGAGCAGAAUGUUCUGCCUGCAAA
Mercurialis annua (annual mercury) is the source of this 1943-nucleotide messenger RNA. RefSeq lists its product as uncharacterized. The transcript has 14 exons. Lineage: Eukaryota; Viridiplantae; Streptophyta; Magnoliopsida; Malpighiales; Euphorbiaceae. Gene Ontology annotation, cellular component: cytoplasm; membrane. The coding region runs from base 283 to 1701 and encodes 472 amino acids. The record is from RefSeq and is a predicted model, not a curated record.